CGAGCGCUUGACAAGCACAAAGACAAGUCUACAGGACACCCUGAUCCGCUAAACUUGACACAAAAUGGACACCAAAGAACUGAUGAAUGAUGCACUUGAGAAUCUUGUGGAUGAUGACAUCAAAAAAUUCAAGUGGGUCCUGUGGAAUGGUCUGAUACCAGACAUCGAGCCUAUUCCUCGAGCAAAGCUGGAGAAAGCUGACCGGACAGAUGUUGUGGAUCGCAUGGUAGAGAAGUACAGUGAUGAUGCUGGGAAGAUCGCAGUACAAGCGCUGCGCAACAUCAAACUAAAUCAUGCUGCAAAAAACCUUGAGUCGAAACUUCAGGAAGUUCAGCAGCCUGAGCCGGUGGAAGAAAGAAAUGCUUCAGUGUCUGUGGAGGAUCAGCCCAUCCAGUCUGACUGGACGAGACCAAAGAGCAUUACUCAGAGCAGCCAAGAGUUUAAGAGCACAAUUCUCAGAAACAACAGAAAUGAUGUUUAUAUCCCGAAGGACAAGUCUCAGAGGAGACGUUUAGCUCUGCUGAUCACCAACAUACGAUUCAAGGACUCAUCAGGUAACAGGAAAGGAGCCGAGAGAGACCAUGAGAACAUGGAGUGGCUGCUGACGGCUCUGGGAUACAGUGUUGAGAAAUACACAGAUCUAACUGGGAAAGAAAUAGAUGCUAAAGUCAAGGACUUCGCCACACGUUCUGAACAUGGAGACUCGGACAGCACGUUUGUGGUUCUGAUGUCUCAUGGGACAAGAAUCGACAAUAAAGAUGCCAUUUUAGGUGUCGACUAUCCGAAAAACCCCAAGGAUUUCUUCUCUGUUGACGACAUCUUCUCUCAUCUGAACUCAAAGAGCUGUCCUGCUCUGAUCGACAAACCAAAGGUUAUUCUGAUCCAAGCCUGCAGAGGAGAUCAGAAAGGUGGUGUGGAUGUACAAUCAGACGCCACUGUGCACUUAGAGAAAGACUUUGUGUGUUUCAAGUCCUGCCUCCCUGGUAUCAGUGCAUUCAGGCAUCCUGUCGAAGGAAGUUAUUUCAUCUGUUACAUCGUGGAUGUGUUCUGUAAACGGGCUCGUAUUGAUGACAUCAUGGAGUUGUUCAGGAAGGUCGCCUUACGCAUGGAGAAAGACCCACAAUUCACAGGUCUGAAAAAACUAAUGCCAUGUAUCGACAGGACGUCCCUUCCCAAGAAAUUCUACCUGUUCCCUGGACUCUGAGGAUGGAAAAUCAGUUUAAGGCAAGACACUUGAAAAUAGUUUCAUAAAAAAGCUAUAACAGCAUCUCAAGACCCGUGAACAAGUGUCUUGCCUUGAAUCGAGUUAAAGGGGCAUCUUAUGCCAAAAUGCAUUCCAAAUAUAUACAGGCAUUGCAUGCAGUUAUAAUCAUUUUACUCUCAUUUAAUAUGAUUUGAUUUUUUGAAUAUACUUUUCUAUUUACAUACUACUAUAUUUACCAAUUAACUGCUAAGGAGUCUUCUUCCAACUGAUACCUUCUUCUUCUUUUUAUAUAAUUUUGAUAAAUGAAUCAAUAAAGCUUUUAUAAUCUGUUAUAUGCCUUUGUCUCUUGCCUCCAGCAUGUGUGUUUGUAGAAGAUUUCACAUAUAGGAAGAGUCCGACUCAUAAUUAAUAUAUCAGACUGAAACUAACAAAACUGUCCUGUUGCUCAGAAGCUUUUGUGUAGCCCUCUCAAUGCUGACAAACUGUGUUUAUAAAACAAAAAUAUA
Messenger RNA from Pimephales promelas (fathead minnow), 1710 nucleotides. It is a transcript of the gene caspb, whose product is annotated as caspase b. Gene Ontology annotation, cellular component: IPAF inflammasome complex; AIM2 inflammasome complex; NLRP3 inflammasome complex. The record is from RefSeq and is a predicted model, not a curated record. Gene Ontology annotation, biological process: regulation of inflammatory response; proteolysis. Gene Ontology annotation, molecular function: cysteine-type endopeptidase activity. Lineage: Eukaryota; Metazoa; Chordata; Actinopteri; Cypriniformes; Leuciscidae.